Molecule: messenger RNA, 540 nt
Organism: Perognathus longimembris pacificus (Pacific pocket mouse)
Lineage: Eukaryota; Metazoa; Chordata; Mammalia; Rodentia; Heteromyidae
Gene: Tnfsf4
Product: TNF superfamily member 4
Exons: 3
Coding region: 1-540 (179 amino acids)
Biological process (GO): immune response
Cellular component (GO): membrane
Molecular function (GO): tumor necrosis factor receptor binding; cytokine activity
Source: RefSeq, a predicted model, not a curated record
AUGGAAGGGAUUCAACCCCCAAACCAGAAUGUGGCAAAUGUGCCAAGGUCAAGAUUCAAGUGGAACAAGAUAUGGCUGGUGGCCUCUGGGAUUCAGGGGCUGGGGCUGAUCCUAUGCCUGAUUUACAUCUGCCUGCACUUCAAUACUUCUCAGGUGGAAUCUCCUCCACUUCAAAGUAUUGGCGUAAGGCUUCUUGGGUGUGAGAAGGAGAGAUUUUCCCUCCUACUUAACGAAAAUGAGAAUGAAACCAUGAAGGUGCAAAAUAACUCAAUAGUAAUCAACUGUGAUGGGCUGUACCUCAUCUCCCUGAAGGGUUCCUUCUUUCAGAGUGUCAGCAUCAACAUUCAUUACCGGAAUAGAUCGAAUCCUAUUCUUGUCUCCAGCAUGGAUAGGAGGAUUGACUUUACCACAGUGAUCCAUAUGGGUUACAAAGAUGAAGUCUACUUGAAGCCCAAGAACACUGCCUGUGAACAGCUCAGCUUCAAUGGCGGGCAACUGUUUCUCAUCCAGCUACGUUCUGAUAGGUACUGUGCCCAGUGA